GAUGAUUGAACGAUAGCAUAUCUUUUAUUUAGUAGGAACGAAUUAAAGUAAAUAAACGUUAAUGUAAUUGUCGGAAACAGUCCAACACCGUGAAGGUGUAGUGCCGGGGUGGGCGGAUACAAGAUAUGGCCGAGAAUAGAAGUUCGGACAACGUCGUCAUGCCGGACAUUACCGAAGUAUCCGAAGCCGAUCCAUUGUCGACGGCGACCGAGCACGACAACGAGCGGGUGGAGGGCACGUCUGUGUUGUCUACCACCAUCAAAAACACCCGGCUGUCCAAUGAUUCUAACGGAGUUGUGACUGUACCAGUCUCGUUGCCAGUUGGGACGCUCAUCGCGGGUACCACCUUCAACGUGAUCACGUCAGACCAUUUGCCGCAUUUCAAGCCAAUGAUCUGCGUUGACAAUGGUUUUAUUUCGGGUGGGCCAGUGAGCGAUGAGUUAAAAGCAACACACAUCGUCAUCCAGAACCCUCCUUCUCCUACUCGAACUAAUUGCGAGGAUGUGGUGGUAGCUGCGCCUGCGCCGCGAUCGAUGAGUGCACGAUCAUGGACGGAGACUGCGAACAUGCCAGUGCUGCCGGUACGCUGUAAAAAUACAUCAGCAGAGCUCCACAAAAAUAAAUUCGGUUCAGGGGGCAGAGGCAGGUGUAUCAAAUACGGCAUAGAGUGGUACACUCCUAGUGAGUUCGAAGCUCUAUGUGGCAGAGCCUCUAGCAAAGAUUGGAAGAGGUCUAUAAGGUUUGGUGGAAGAAGUAUUCAAGCUCUCAUUGAUGAGGGUAUUUUGACUCCACAUGCUACAAGUUGCACUUGCGGAGCUUGCUGUGAUGAUCAAUCUGCCAUGGGACCAGUGAGACUAUUCACUCCAUAUAAAAGAAAGCGAAAGGAAGAAAGAAGUGAGAAGAAACCAAAAAUUAAAAGAGAAAGCAGCAUUGGAGAGAGUGAAGUGGAUAACAUACACCAGAGCAGUGAGAAUAGUCACUCAAAAGAAGCUUGGCAGAGCAUCGCUGAGGGUUUGGAAACUACUACAGAUUACCAGAUACUGGGGAACCCUGAAAUCAAGACUGACCCCCCUCCAACAGAUGUACCAGACAUGAGCGCUGUUUUAAAACGUCUAGAUGACAUCAGUGAAACCCUAGUGAGGCUGUCCACGGAACUAAAGCAAUGUGUAGAAGAUGUUAGACGGGUCAGUGCUCGACAACUAGAGCGCUUGGAGCAAGAACGGACGUCAGCCCUACUCGCUGCCAGUGUCGAUGAUCAGGUUGAUCCUGAGCAAGUAUUAUUGCAUAAUGUUGAAGAUACAGAAUCUAAGAAGGUACAGUGCGCUAAUUGCAACCGUGAAGCAUCAGCAGAAUGUUCUUUAUGCAGGCGUACACCAUAUUGUUCCACAUAUUGUCAGAAGAAGGACUGGGCUUCACAUCAGAUUGAGUGCCUACGAUCGGUGCCAGCAAUACAUACUGAUGCACAACAGCACCAAUCAAUAAUGCUGAUUGUUGAAAGCCAGCACCAAUAGAAGGCAAAAUUAAGUCAUCCUUGAGCAAUAAGAUUAUUUCUUUGAAAAACCUAAAUUGCGGUCAACGGGAAGAUCACAUUAUAUUUGGAGAAUUUUUUUGACCCGAUGUGAACUUAAACAAACAUUCUGAUAGUGAUAAAUUCAACAUUUAACAAAAUCUGUUUUGAUCUUGAAGUAACUGAAACAAAGAUAAAAGUUGUGUGUAUAUCGAUAAAAAAGCAAUGUAUUGUAACAUUCAUUUUGACGGGAAUUUCCAGUCAAUUCUAGCAUAACAUAGCCAGUACAUUAAGUAUUGGAACAUGAAUACCUCAUUCACCACUUAGAAAAUGGUAAAUUAUACCAGUGCUAUUGUUACCACCGACGCUAAUGCUAUUAUGGCUUCCAGUGACCACCCUAACACAUUGACCAUCAUAAAAAAAUCGAGUAUUUUCAUUAAGGCCACGGUGCUCACCAGUGAGCCUUAUCUUACUGAACCAUUCGGGCCAUGAGGGUCAUCUGUGGGCCGCCUGAGGGUUCCAACGUAAACGCUUCCUACAGGCUAAAGAUUGUAGCUAUCAAGCAAAACGCGUAUGAAAGUGAGCCACGUGGCCCUUUAGCAGAAUCUAACGACGUGGUUUUCAAAUCCAAUGUAAACUUU
This is a messenger RNA of Bombyx mandarina (wild silkworm), 2148 nucleotides long. It is a transcript of the gene Deaf1, whose product is annotated as deformed epidermal autoregulatory factor 1. Gene Ontology annotation, biological process: regulation of transcription by RNA polymerase II. Gene Ontology annotation, molecular function: DNA-binding transcription factor activity, RNA polymerase II-specific; DNA binding. Gene Ontology annotation, cellular component: nucleus. Lineage: Eukaryota; Metazoa; Arthropoda; Insecta; Lepidoptera; Bombycidae. The record is from RefSeq and is a predicted model, not a curated record.